Messenger RNA from Kluyveromyces marxianus DMKU3-1042, 828 nucleotides. RefSeq names its product putative ATP-dependent kinase (gene TDA10). Gene Ontology annotation, cellular component: cytoplasm. The record is from RefSeq and is a predicted model, not a curated record. The transcript has a single exon. The coding region runs from base 1 to 828 and encodes 275 amino acids. NCBI's taxonomy places the organism in Eukaryota, Fungi, Ascomycota, Saccharomycetes, Saccharomycetales, Saccharomycetaceae.
AUGAGUGUUUUCGAAGAGUGCUUGAAGUUUGUUAAGGAAUCCUUGGAAAAGAGGAAAGAAACGGCGGAGAAGGGACCCUUAUUGGUGAUAGUAUCGGGACCUCAGGGCUCUGGUAAGUCAUACACUAGCGCUUUGCUAGGUAAAGCGUUGGAAAGUGAAGGUUUGCGUAGCACUGUCCUAUCUAUUGACGAUUUCUACCUCACGCAUGCGGACCAGCUGGCAUUGCAGGCGAAGUUCCCGCAGAAUAAGCUUAUUCAAGGCCGGGGUUUGCCUGGGACACACGACUUGCCAUUGUUGAAGAAAGUGAUGGAAACGAUUGUGUCGAACCAUACAGGAAGUGUGGAAGUACCCGUGUAUGACAAAUCGAAGUUUAACGGACAGGGCGAUCGGGCAGGAACCCGCGAAGUAGCGUUACCCUUGGAUUGCGUGAUUAUGGAAGGCUGGUUCUUAGGAUUCGGGUCAGGACAAACCGCUUCUACAGAUCACAUGAACCCAGAACUGACCCAGGUUGACCAAUGGCUCAAAGAAUACGCUUCCCUUUUGUGGGAGUCGCCCCAUCACCCCAAGGUGAUGAUCAAAUUUGCAACGGACGAUAUCAAAAACGUGUACAAAUGGAGGCUACAACAGGAGCACCAGCUCGUGAAACAGCAGGGCCAAGGCAUGAGCGAUGAGGAAGUAAUUAAGUUUGUGGAUCGGUACAUGCCGUGCUAUGAGCUGUAUUACUCUAGUUUUUGCGAUGUUUCGCACAGCGAAAAAGGCACACUCAUCAUCCACAUCGACGAGAGCCGCCAAGUCCAGGGCAUCGACAACAAGAUGCAGCAGCAGUAG